AUGCCGUGCCUCACUGCCAUCCGCCAACAGAGACUCAGAAUGCCAAGCUCUUACAAGUCAAUGUUGGAGAAAGUUCACAUGGUGGAGCAAAUCCUGUCUGAGUUCCAGCUCAGUAAAGAGGAGCUGAAGGAGGUGAUGAAACGGAUGCAGAAGGAGUUGAACCGAGGGCUUCGAGUGGAAACAAAUGAGGAGGCCAGUGUUAAAAUGCUGCCCACUUACGUCUGCUCUACUCCUGAAGGCUCCGAAGUUGGAGACUUCCUGGCAUUAGACCUCGGUGGCACUAAUUUCCGUGUGAUGUUGGUGAUCGUGGGCGAGGAUGAGGAGAGAGGCUGGAAGGUGGAGACCAAGUACCGCAUGUAUUCCAUCCCUGAAGAUGCCAUGACCGGGACUGCGGAAAUGCUCUUUGACUACAUCGCAGAGUGUAUAUCUGACUUCCUAGAUAAGCAUCACAUCAAACAUAAGAAACUUCCUCUGGGAUUCACUUUCUCAUUUCCAGUCCGCCAUGAGGACCUAGAUAAGGGAAUCCUACUGAACUGGACUAAAGGGUUUAAGGCCUCUGGUGCUGAAGGCAACAACGUUGUCGGUUUGCUUAGAGAUGCCAUAAAACGGAGAGGGGACUUUGAAAUGGACAUAGUUGCAAUGGUAAAUGACACAGUAGCCACAAUGAUCUCCUGUUACUAUGAGGACCGGAGCUGUGAGGUUGGCAUGAUAGUGGGAACGGGCUGUAAUGUGUGCUACAUGGAGGAAAUGCACUCAGUGGAACUGGUGGAAGGGGAGGAGGGGAGGAUGUGUGUGAACACUGAGUGGGGAGCGUUCGGAGGGAAUGGAGAGCUGGAAGACUUUCGUUUGGAAUAUGACCGAGUGGUGGACGAGUCAUCACUCAAUCCAGGAAAACAGCUCUAUGAGAAGCUGAUCAGUGGGAAGUACAUGGGCGAGCUGGUGCGUCUUGUUCUGAUGAAGCUGGUGAAUGAAGGCUUGCUCUUCAACGGUGAAGCUUCAGACAUGCUGAAGACACGAGGCAGCUUCGAAACCCGCUUUGUUUCCCAGAUUGAGAGUGACACAGGAGACAGGAAACAAAUCUACAACAUCCUAAGGUCACUGGGGGUCCUGCCAUCUGAGCUAGACUGUGACAUUGUGCGUUUGGCCUGUGAGAGUGUUUCCACUCGCGCAGCACAUGUUUGUGGAGCUGGACUUGCCGGAGUUAUUAACAUCAUGAGAGAGCGCCGUUGCUUGGACGAGCUGAAGAUCACUGUGGGAGUGGAUGGCUCUGUCUACAAACUCCACCCAUGGUUCAAAGAGAGGUUUCACAAAAUCGUUUGGGACAUGACGCCUAACUGCGACAUUACCUUCAUCCAGUCAGAAGAAGGCAGUGGGCGAGGAGCCGCACUGAUCUCCGCUGUGGCCUCCAAGAUGGCUGCCCGCACAAUAGAGCCAUGA
Neoarius graeffei (lesser salmon catfish) is the source of this 1437-nucleotide messenger RNA. RefSeq names its product glucokinase (hexokinase 4) (gene gck). Gene Ontology annotation, cellular component: cytosol; mitochondrion. The transcript is spliced from 10 exons. Lineage: Eukaryota; Metazoa; Chordata; Actinopteri; Siluriformes; Ariidae. Bases 1 to 1437 code for a protein of 478 amino acids. The record is from RefSeq and is a predicted model, not a curated record. Gene Ontology annotation, molecular function: ATP binding; fructokinase activity; D-glucose binding. Gene Ontology annotation, biological process: glycolytic process; glucose 6-phosphate metabolic process; intracellular glucose homeostasis.